UCUGUCUCCUCUCGCUAUGUCGCUCGUAAGUCCACCGAAGCCGCGGCCUGCGCCGACCAACCCUAUCUCCCUCUCUCGAUUCUCUGUUCGCACUCGACCUUCCCACCGCCGGCCUGCCGGCCGGCCACCCUAGCCGCCUCAAUUUCUGCCCUAGCCAUCGCUCUACCGGUUGCGUUUUCCUUAACGAUUUAUCUCUUUAAAAUUUUGUGGUAGAUGAAGCUGGAGCGAAAUGGCCGCUUCAUCAUUCAGAAGCAGUCGCAAGCGUUCGACAACUACUUUUUCAGAGCGGCAUCCUCUCCAUAAACGAAAAUAACUCUCCGCAAAAUUCGCAUUUAAUUUAGGAAUGCAGCAGAGAAUAAUCUUCUAUAUUUCUUUCCAUAUAUAGUUUAGGGUUUUAUUUAGCAACUUCUCCAAUCAAAACUGCUCUCUGAACAUCCCUAAUAUAAAUACUUUGAAAGAGUAAAUUAUUUGAUUAUUUCUCUUCGAUCUUUUUUGUUUUUCCUCUGUACUGUCUCUGCGAGACGUUGAAGGGACAGGGUUCGAUUUCUCAUCAAUUGCUUCCGGGCCUUAGGGUUUCUCUCUCGGUUUCAAUGAUUGGAGCAAUAGAGGUUGGAGGGAAAAACAUGCAGAUGACAAAGAAGAGAAGUUUAAAUGACAGGGAAGGAAGCAAUGCGAGCUUAAUGGGAGAUAGGAUUGAACAGUGCCUGAUGUUUCACGCGGCAAUGAGAUCUCAAGAUUGGGAGAUUGCUGAAAGUCUAUUUCUCUCAGCAGAACCAGAAAUCCGAAAUGAUUUUCUAUGCAAAGCAGUGGAGUUUGUAUGGUUUUUGAAAAGUCGGCACGAACUGGAUGAGAUCACUAGGCUGAUCAAGAUGAUUGUCUCUAAUGGUGCCGGAAAUUUGAAAAAGGCUCUUGUCAAAUCUUCUUUUCUUGCUGCUUGUCUUUCAGUAUUUGGGAGCUUGACAAUGAGCUUAAAAAGUAAUCCUGCUAUCAUGAUUCGAAGGUUGAUUGAACGAUUUCAGAAAUCGAAUCAGGAUGAGGUUUUCAAAGCUCAAGCAGAUGGUAACAGUCAAAAAAUCAAUAUCAAUGAUGUCCGGUUACAGAUUCUAGGAUUUAAAGCAUUCUUGAAUAUUGCUGGCAGUAAUCUCUCCAGAAACGAUUUUCUUGAGGCAUUUGAAGUAGCUUGCUUUCCUCUUACUCACAUACAAAACUUCUAUCCGGGUUGGGAAUUUGGAGGAGGAGCUUAUUUGCUAGUAAGCUUACUAACAAUGUUGGUGGAGGGUGGAGCAAAUAAUGUCAACCAAAGCCUUUUGGAAGCAACUCAAUUUGGCAGUACUGAACUUGUACGUAUCUUUCUACAGCUUGCCCAGCAGAAAAACUUACCUGUUAAUGUUGAUCUGGCACUUGAAUAUGCCUCCCAAUUUGUCAAAAUUAGAACCAUGGAAUGCUUGGUAGUGGAAGGGAAAGCUACUUCCUUUCUAAAACCACUAAUUUCUGCUGCUAGACAAGGUUGCCUCCCUGUGCUUCAGUGGUUCGUCAAUCGUGGCUGCCCGAAUAUCCAUCUUGUGUUUGCCUUAGCUGUUGCAGCCUCCAACAACCAUGUUCAAAUUGCCACUUACCUUCUUCAUCAUAUUCCACUUCCUGUGCUUACUUCCAAAGGAAAAAAGAUCAUCAAGAUUACUUACGAUCUAGGCGGCGGAGGCGGCGGCGGCGCAUCUCUCCAAGGUGUUUCUUUACUCCUCCAGUUAAACUUUCUUGGCGACUCUGUUGCAACCUAUGCAGUAGCAGACAAGAUUGCUCGAUCUGAAGAUGGAAAUUUGGCUCAUUUGCUCAAAGUUUUUCUUCAAGAACAGUGGUCGGAAGCAGCUUUUUGGGAGGGGAUGAAGGCAGGGAAGAACCACUACGUGAACCUCAUGAGAAUACUGAGAAGAGGCGAAUCGUCCAUUUGGUUAAGGGGUCUUCCAUCGCCAUUACUGAUGGCUAUUGGAUACAUGCCUUUGUAUAAGGACUGUGUGAAGGCCAACGGUCGGCUGUUGCCUCAGAGACUUAGAGGGCAGCUUGUGGAGAUUGCAGAAAGGAUCACCAAUGGAGCUGUUAACAAAGAGAGUCAGUUGAAUGAGGUAAUGGGUGUGUUGGAGCAUCACAUACCUCUCUUUGUUCGUUCUUCAUGAAGAUCUUUGGCUUCUUUGAUUUCUUGAUAGUUUGCUAAUUGGUUUAUUUUUGGUAAUGCUGAGUAGUUGUAUGGUUCUAACUUGGAGAAAUUCUUUGGUGUAGAUAUAAUAAAAUUUUGUUGUUGCUUCUUGUUUUAAGGAGGUGAUUUGGGCUUCGUUUGGAGCCGCUUUUGAACAUAAAUUUUUUGUUGCUUUCAAAAAAUUUUUGUAGUAAAAGACUGUUUUAACAAAA
This is a messenger RNA of Dendrobium catenatum, 2400 nucleotides long. Its product is annotated as ankyrin repeat protein SKIP35. The record is from RefSeq and is a predicted model, not a curated record. The transcript is spliced from 4 exons. Bases 591 to 2168 code for a protein of 525 amino acids. NCBI's taxonomy places the organism in Eukaryota, Viridiplantae, Streptophyta, Magnoliopsida, Asparagales, Orchidaceae.